CAGUAUAUAUAUGUGAUGUUUUAUAUAAUGUGUUGACACCCCUACACACCAAAUCGGCUUACCCGUGGCCUGCCAGUACAGGAUAGGGCCUUUGGUCAAAUCAGUACGACCAGUCGACCGGUGCAAUGGAUGCUAGUACAAAAAGAGGUUUGGCAACGACAGGGAUAAAUAUGAAUCCCGUUGUUCCAAAGGAGGUCCUCAUAGCCAAGUCACCGGAGGACGGGAAUGUGUCUGUACGGUCUGGAACCACGGACAACGGUAGUGCAACACUGGACCCCGAGGCAGGCUUCAGACUGAGCGGUUCCCAGAACAUCCAGUCCUCUGUCAUCUCCAUCCACAACUGUUUCUACUCUGUAGCAGUGAAGACGAAAGCAUGCUGCGGCAGAACACAAACGAAGACUAUUUUAAAAGAUUUAAAUGGCAUCUUCAAGCCAGGCAUGAAUGCUAUCCUUGGACCAACUGGAAGUGGGAAGUCAUCACUGCUGGAUGUGCUGGCCGGCAGGAAAGACCCGGUUGGCCUGAGAGGUAACUUGCUAUUGGAUGGUGCCCCGCCCCCUGGCAACUUCAAAUGCAUGGUGGGAUAUGUUGUACAGGAUGAUGUCGUCAUGGGAACUCUGACAGUGAGAGAGAAUUUCCAGUUCUCUGCAGCUUUACGGUUACCCUCGGAUACCACAAAGAUGGAGAGAGAUGCCCGUGUGAAUGCUGUGAUAGAUGAACUUGGGCUGACUCAGUGUGCUGACACCAGGGUUGGUAAUGAGUUUAUUCGUGGUGUGUCUGGUGGUGAGAGAAAGCGAACAAACAUCGGUAUGGAGCUGAUUAUCUCCCCUCCCGUGCUGUUCCUGGACGAACCAACCACAGGCCUGGAUGCCAGCACGGCUAAUGCAGUCAUGUACUUGCUUAGAAGACUGGCCUUGAAGGGUCGUACCAUCGUGUUCUCCAUCCACCAGCCUCGUUUCUCUAUAUUCAAAGUGUUUGACAACCUGAUGCUGCUGUCGGGGGGUGAGGUCGUCUACCAUGGAGCAGCACCUGAUGCUCUCCAGUACUUCAAGUCAAUCGGUUACAUCUGUGAGGAACACAACAACCCUCCGGACUUCUUCCUGGACGUCAUCAAUGGCGACUACAACACCGUUGAUAACUUUGAGGCCCCAGACGAGAAAGAAAAUGAAAACAGCAAUCUUCAAGAAAGUCUCGUACAGAGUUUCAGACAGUCACAGUUGCACGACAAACUGAUGGAUGAGGUCACGGAGAUCUAUGACAAGUACAUGAAGAAUGAUGAGAAUGGCACAGUUGUUCGGAUGCCACGAGUGCCCUAUGCCACGUCUUUCUUCAAUCAGCUGAUGGUUGUCUCAGGAAGAACAAUAAGAAAUAUCAUCCGCAAUCCCCAGACCUCCAUAUUGCAGGUGAUCGUAAUGAUAAUCUUUGCACUGAUUGUUGGUGCUAUUUACUUUGAUGUGGAUGACACUGCAUCAGCAGGUAUACAGAACAGAGUCGGCGCAUUCUUCUUCAUCAUCAUGAACCAGAUUUUUGGCAACUUGUCCGCAGUAGAACUCUUCAUCAAAGAGAGAGCCGUUUUCAUGCAUGAGAACGUGAGUGGCUUCUACCGUGUGUCGGCCUACUUCCUGGCUAAAGUCUUCUGUGAUAUCAUUCCCAUGAGACUGGUUCCAGUAGCAUUUUUCACCGCCAUUGUCUACUGGAUGAUAGGUCUAAGAAGUGCAGCUGGCUAUUUCUUCUACUUCAUGCUGGACCUAUUUUUAACAACAAUGGCAGCCUCAGGAUUGGCAUUUGCCAUCAGUGCCAGCGUACGCAUCUUCGCAAUCGCCAACCUCCUCCUUGCUCUGUGCUAUGUGUUUAUGAUGUUGUUCAGCGGACUGUUGGUGAACCUGAGCUCCAUUGCCGAUUGGCUGGUAUGGCUGAAAUGGUUCAGUAUCUUCAGAUACAGUCUUGAUGCUCUCAGCAUCAAUGAGCUCUCUGGUGAGGUUUUCUGUGACAAUGGGUCAAAUGGUACUUGCACAACAGGGGAUGAGUAUCUCAGCCAGCAAGGUAUUGCCUACGAGACGACAUGGGACUUGUGGGUACCCCAGGUGGCACUGGCAGCUCUCUCCCUCGGCUUUCUAUUUCUGUCCUAUAUACAGCUGCGUCGCCUCAAGAAGCUCAAAUAAUACAUCUUCCAGUAUGAGCGACAUAUUGGUGUAUGUAGACUUUGUGGCAGUACAAACGGAAGCUCCACUCACCAUAUACGGGUGCACCUAAUCAGAGGACUAUAGUUUUGUAUAUAUUUGUUGUGUUGAUGUGGGGAUAAGUGGUUUAGUAUAGAGCAGCAUGCAAAGCUAAGAAUGUUGUUUAAGAUAGAUAGAACUUGAAAUAAACCAUCAUCUUACUUUCAUCAGGGACAGAUGUACUGCUGCUGACAAUGAGUAAUUCAAAAUGGUUGUACAGUGGAACUGUAUAGUAUAUGACAAGUGACUACAGUUUUAUUCAACAGUUGUUCAACAUCAUUUUGUUGAUUUUGUAUAGUUUAUUUGGUUGGAUGUUUCAGACAUCAUCUUUGUGGCAUAUGAAUGGUUGAGAUUGUUUGUGUGGAAGCGUAAUGUGAUAUUUGGUUAGACCUGACAUCGGAGUGUCAAAACCUUUAUAUGUAUUUUGUUCUUCAGCAAAUCCUCUUUGAACUUCAUAAAGAAAUUAACUUUGAGGUAUUUGUAUUCAUUUUUACAGAAUUUAUUUUUGGUGUACCUUAGCUCACCUGAGCGAUAGUCACUGAACUUAUGUCAUGACCUGGUUGUCAGGGGUGAAACACCUGGAGUAAUGCCUGUGAUUGGAAACAUUAUACUCAUGUAUAUGGUAUAUCUUAGGCUUUGAAUGGAUACUUCUAGAAAAUAUUGCAAAAAUGGUCUACAAUAGUACAUUCCUUUAUUUUGAGAUUAAGACACAUCAGGGACAGUCAGUGGCUUGUUUUCAGUAGUUAUGACAGCAGUAUAGUAUAGUAUGCAAAACAUGCUGAAGUGUAAAUCCUCUCCUUUACACCAAGUGUUAUAUAUCUUACCUGUAAAUAUGGUCUUACGGAAUAUGUUGACACUUAUCUUAAUUUCAAGCAAAUGUCGUUACCUCUGAACUUAACUACAGAUUCAAUCUCCACAGAUACACUCUCUUACGCAAUCCAGCUGCUCGUCACAGACUUUGUUUAAUAACUCUUAAUGAUUCAGAUUAUUUCUAUGACAUAUCUUACCUUAUACGUGUCAGCACAUUCGCUAUACAAUCUAAAGAAUGCUUGUGGCGCAUAUGCUUAUGAUAUUGUAAAACAUGUAUUUCUGUUUUGUCCACAAACGGAAUGUAACAGAGAGCGACUAUUUAGCUCUCUUACGUGUUUGGAAUAAUGAUGAUGAUGAUGAUGAUGAUGAUGUGAUGAUGAUGAUGUAUUGAUUAGUUUUCUACUUGGAGGAGAGCCAAAUGAUAACAUUAGAGAUCUUGAUACUUAUCUAUGGAUUCAAUGUAUGAAAACCACAAGUAAAGCUUGUGGAAUGUUCAUGAAUGGAAACUGCUUUUCUAUACGUUACUAGAUUCACAUCCCCCUAUAUAUACAUAUUUUCAAAUGUUUUUGUAUUUUAUAACGUUCAUACACUUGUACUUUGUAAAAUGUAACAUCUGCUGAAUCAUGUAUAUGUAUCUUCAAUUUUGGAGGAAAUAAAGACGAUCUAUCUAUA
Messenger RNA from Haliotis rubra (blacklip abalone), 3698 nucleotides. RefSeq names its product broad substrate specificity ATP-binding cassette transporter ABCG2-like. The transcript has 17 exons. Gene Ontology annotation, cellular component: plasma membrane. Gene Ontology annotation, molecular function: ATP binding; ATP hydrolysis activity; ABC-type transporter activity. Lineage: Eukaryota; Metazoa; Mollusca; Gastropoda; Lepetellida; Haliotidae. Bases 126 to 2159 code for a protein of 677 amino acids. The record is from RefSeq and is a predicted model, not a curated record.